AUGUCUUCCCACCGCCAGUCCCUGAGCGACGAAGAGACCGAGUACACUGGACAGCUGGCGCGAGGUGGCUACCCAACGGCCUCAUCUUCAUCCACCUUUGUGGUUCGAGAACAGGCGCGUGAUGGGAACUGCCUAUUCCGCUCCUUCUCUGAUCAGGUCUAUGGAUGCCCUGACUACCAUGGGCUUCUGCGAGACAGGUGCACCAAAUACAUCGCCAGCGAGCGAAAUUACUUCGAACAAUUUGUGGCAGAACCUUUUGAACAGUUUCUGGCGCGCAUCCAGCGCGAAGGGGAGUGGGGUGAUGAUGUGGAGAUUGAGGCUUUGUCAGAGAUCUAUGACUGCAGAGUUGAGAUCUACGCAGCCUAUGGCCACUCGCUCAUGCGAACUUUCCAUGAGGCUUGCGAUUCAAAAUGGCCACAGCCUAUCAGGUUGCUCUAUGAGGGUCAGGCGCACUACAAUUCCCUGGCUCCUCGCAGCGGUCUGCGGCCGAUCCUCCAGCUACGCCCAGGGGAGAUGGAGGAUGCUGCUAUUAGCAGAUCUCGACGGCGGAAUGAGGCUGGCUUGCGACGUCCUGGAGCCAAGGAGCAGGAUGCGCAACUUACAGAACAGGAGGUACUUGAAGAGUCCAUCCGUCUGAGCCGCUUGGAAUUCGAACACAAGUCCGAGGCACAGAUGGAUAUGGCGCUGCAAGAUUCGCGAACUGAAUGGGAAAAGUCGGAGCGGAAACGCAUGGAGGAGGAAGUGGUCGAUGCAAUCUUGCAGCAAUCGGUUCUAGAAGAGGAGCAAAAGCAAAUGACUUUGGCAAUGAAAGAGUCCAAGGAGGAGGUGAUUCAGACCCAACCUGAUUUCGCCGCGUUGUAUGGCAUGGUGAAUUCAGAUAUGGUGCAGGGCGCCUCCUCUUCUUCGGCUCACGAUGACAAGAGGGACAGCCGAGACUUUCAAUAUCCUGAAUCUGUCUAUGCAGUAAUGUCGAUGGGCUUUCCACUGGAAAAAUGCAUCCAGGCGUAUCACCUCGUAGGUGACAAUCCAGAGGGCAUACUUCAAUUCUGCUGCCAGACUUUAGGUCGCUGAGGCAGAUGUGAUAAAUCCUGAAGGAAGCCAGAGAACACUUGACCUAAAUGGGCG
This is a messenger RNA of Cladocopium goreaui, 1125 nucleotides long. Lineage: Eukaryota; Dinophyceae; Suessiales; Symbiodiniaceae. The record is from the annotation of a GenBank genome assembly.